UGAUUUUUUCUUGAGCUCCAUACCUUCUUUGAGUCAGACUAGCAAACCUGUAAAAAUGCGGUUGUCAUUUUGUUUUUGAUUUUUAUGGGUGCUACUAUUCUAAAAACUCUAGUUAUGCUCUACUCUACCUAGGUUUCAAAAGCAGGAUCCAAAAACAAAAGAAAAAGGAAUCCUAGAUCCAGAGAGGUUUCGGCCUUUUAAGUCCAAAAUUCGAUCGCACGCCAUUUCCUAAAUUUGAAUUCAACCGAUGUCAAAGCAGUAUCGGUCGGAUCCCUCGACUGAGAUGGAUGCUACACUGAUGCUCGGCAGACCCUCCGUCAUCGGAAUGGACGGUGGAGGUCAUCGCGCCCAACAAGUCCGGAGCCCGUUGAAGCUCCAGAUACGAGCGAAGGCGGGAGAAGGAAGUGGGCAGCGAUGGUCGCUCAAAGGGAUGACUGCCCUCGUGACCGGAGGCACCAGGGGAAUUGGGCGUGCCAUUGUCGAAGAGCUAGCGGGAAUGGGCGCCUUGGUGCAUACGUGUUCUCGCAACGAGCAGGAACUGGGGAGUUGCUUGAAUGAGUGGAAACAAUUGGGGUACCAUGUUAGCGGUUCAGCUUCGGAUGUAUCUUUGCGCCACGAACGAGAGAAAUUGAUGGCGGAGACCGCCACAAUAUUUGGUGGCAAGCUCAAUAUACUUAUAAGCAAUGUUGGAACAAACAUUAGGAAACCAACCACAGAAUAUACAGCUGACGAUUUUUCUUUUUUAAUUUCCACCAACUUUGAGUCUGCCUACCAUCUAUGCCAACUUUCUCAUUCACUUUUGAAAGCAUCAGGAAUGGGCAGUAUUGUUUUCGUAUCCUCUGUUGCUGGUAUUGUUGCAUUACGUACUGGGACCCUACAAGCAGCAAGCAAAGCUGCUCUGAACCAGAUUACCAAGAAUUUGGCAUGUGAGUGGGCAAAGGACAAUAUUCGUACUAAUUCUGUUGCGCCUUGGUAUAUACAGACAUCGCUUACAGAUAAUGUUCUGAAAGACAAAGAGUAUUCAGAAGAAGUUCUUUCUCGCACUCCUCUACGUCGAAUUGGCAAGCCUCAAGAAGUUUCUCCUUUGGUAGCAUUCCUCUGCUUACCAGCUGCUUCUUACAUUACUGGCCAAGUUAUUGCAGUCGAUGGAGGAAUGACAAUCAAUGGCUUCUUUCCUUUGAUGGACUAAAGUCUGAAGUUCUUUACAAUAUUUAGAGAUGUACAUUACUAGAUACUCUUGGAACAUAAUGACACCAUCUUUCCUAAAAGAAAACCAUGGUAUUCUUGGAACACAACGUUCUUAUCAAACACCUUUGAAGGCAAACUUCCGUCUACUCAAAUAACACUUUUUAUUUCUUUUCA
Nymphaea colorata (pocket water lily) is the source of this 1362-nucleotide messenger RNA. Its product is annotated as tropinone reductase homolog At5g06060-like. Gene Ontology annotation, molecular function: oxidoreductase activity. The record is from RefSeq and is a predicted model, not a curated record. The transcript has 5 exons. Bases 248 to 1189 code for a protein of 313 amino acids. NCBI's taxonomy places the organism in Eukaryota, Viridiplantae, Streptophyta, Magnoliopsida, Nymphaeales, Nymphaeaceae.